Molecule: messenger RNA, 1143 nt
Organism: Arabis nemorensis
Lineage: Eukaryota; Viridiplantae; Streptophyta; Magnoliopsida; Brassicales; Brassicaceae
Source: the annotation of a GenBank genome assembly
AUGAGGUUUUGCGUUUUCGGGUUUUUAUCGUUAUUCUUAAUUGUUUCUCCUGUCUCCGCCUGGUUCUUCCCAAACUCCACCGCGAUACCACCGUCUCUACGUAACACAACACGCGUUUUCUGGGACGCUUUCUCCAAUUUCACCGGUUGUCACCACGGCCAAACCGUGGAUGGUCUUUACCGCCUCAAAAAAUAUUUCCAACGUUUUGGUUACAUCCCGGAAACGUUUUCAGGCAAUUUCACGGACGAUUUCGACGACGUACUCAAAACCGCCGUGGAAUUGUACCAGAAGAAUUUCCGGCUCAAUGUCACGGGAGAGCUCGACGCGCUCACCAUUAAACACAUCGUGAUCCCGCGUUGCGGGAAUCCUGACGUGGUCAACGGUACUUCUCUGAUGCACGGAGGGAGAAGAAAGACUUUCGAAGUCAACUUCUCCCCCGGCCGGGGACCGCAGUUGCACGCGGUCAAACAUUACACGCUGUUCCCAGGCGAGCCACGGUGGCCUAGAAACCGCCGUGACUUAACCUACGCUUUCGACCCAAGAAACCCGUUGACCGAAGAGGUCAAGAGCGUGUUCUCACGCGCGUUCCGUCGUUGGUCGGACGUGACCGCGUUGAACUUUACGCUCAUCGAGUCAUUCACCACCUCCGACAUAACGAUCGGGUUCUACUCCGGCGAUCACGGAGACGGCGAGCCAUUUGACGGCGUUUUGGGAACGUUAGCUCACGCUUUCUCACCUCCGAGCGGGAAAUUCCACCUCGACGCAGACGAAAAUUGGGUUGUUUCCGGCGAACUCGACAGUUUCCUCUCCGUUACUGCUGCGGUUGAUCUUGAAUCCGUGGCGGUUCACGAGAUUGGUCAUCUUCUUGGUUUAGGACAUUCCUCGGUGGAGGAUUCAAUCAUGUAUCCGACGAUCACGACGGGGAGACGUAAGGUUGACUUGACGAACGAUGACGUGGAAGGAAUACAGUACUUGUACGGUUCAAACCCUAAUUUUAACGGCACAACUAGACCGUCGACCACCACUCGGCAACGAGAUACUGGUGACUUUGGUGGUGCUUGGAGAAUCGACGGUUCAUUGAAACCGACCAUUUUCAGUCUCUUAUUGUCAACCGUUGGAUUAUUCUUGUGUUUGUUACCGUAG